GAGACAAUAGAGUAAAAAUAAUAGGUUAUUUAAGAUAAAAAUGUAAAGGUACAUGUGUGAUAAGACGCACAUGUAUUGAGAUGAAGUACAUGAACAUGUCUGGCUCAGUGAAGGACUCAGACUCAUGGAGUCAGGAACAUUUAUGCCAAAGUAUGUUGAACUUCAGUAAAUUGACAUGGCAGGUGGUGCAAAACAUUAGACUAAAAGACAUUGGACAAUGAGACAAAUACACACAGUGCAGGAAAUAUGACCAUCAGAUACAAUGAGUAUCAUAAUGACACCAACUGAUAACCGUGAAGAAGCUGUUUCUGUGAUGGACGGUAACCUGCCAGGGAGAGGGCUAAAAAAAGGCUCCAUUUCAUCUUCAUCUCUUUCAGUGUAUGUUCAUAUAAUCUCCAAUUCAUAUUUGUUCUUCAUAGCUUUAUGAAGACAUACUAAACAUAUCUUAGUUUCACUUUAUAUCUUAGUAAUGGAUUUCCGUGUGAACUUUAAUAAACACUUAUUGAUCACCAAGUUUUCAGUGUUGCAGUAAGUUUCUUUGGUCAUCACGUUACUAUUUCAAAGUGUGCGAUAUGUAGAGUAUAAGAUUGUCUCAGAGACACAAGCUUUUAAAGUAAUUCCAUUAUUAUUUCAAUUAAGUACUUUAUUAAUGAGAUCAAACAUUUAAGGAUAUUAGAUGCAACGCAGCAAACACCUUUUAGUGGCACCGCCAUAGACACUAAUCUCAAAUAUUAAAGAAUAAAACUUUUAUUGAAAAUGCAGAAAAAUAUCAAAUUCUAUUCAUUAGUCUCGGUGACCCUGAAUAUCUGAUUUUAAAAACAAUUUUCCUACAAUUCCUUAGUGACAUUUUCCUUGCCAAUCGUACAACACAUUUCCUCCUCGUCACGUUUUACAGUUUCAUUCAUUGGUUUAGUUGAAAACGCGCCUUCCUUUACCCCCCCUGGGUCCAGUUGUGGCAGGAUAUGUUCGCGGUGUCCCUUUGAUCGGCGCGGGGGCUCCUGACUUACUGCGAUAGCUGCGAGGAGGCUGAUGUGGGCGGAACAAGGAAGUGACCUCCGGCCGGUCUGGUGACGUCACGGGUUCAUUCAUAGAGGAGCGCGUGAGAGCAGCCACCGGACUACUUUCAAGGAUUUCCGGUUUACUUUUUAAUGGUAUCUGGGUCGAAGUCAAUUCGUGUGACACCGGAGCAGUGAUCCGGAUCAACGACAUGUCGGGGGAACAGAGUUGUGCGGACGCCAGCGGCGAGGCGCGGCGGGUCGUCCGGGUCGGAACGCGCAAGAGCCAGCUGGCUCGCAUCCAGACGGACAGCGUGGUGGCGAAGCUGAAGGAGCUCUACCCCCACCUCACCCUGGAGAUAGUUGCCAUGACAACGAUCGGAGACAACAUCCUGGACAGAGCUUUGUCAAAGAUUGGAGAGAAGAGUUUGUUCACCAAAGAGCUGGAGAACGCUCUGCAGAAGAACGAGGUCGACCUGGUGGUCCACUCGCUGAAGGACCUCCCCACCACGCUGCCGUCCGGCUUCACCAUCGGGGCCGUGCUCAAGAGAGAAAACCCCCACGAUGCAGUCGUUCUACACCCCAAACAUGUGGGGAGAACCCUGGAGACUCUUCCGGAGAGCAGUGUGAUCGGCACCAGCUCGCUGCGCCGCGCCGCCCAGCUGAAGAAGAGGUUUCCUCAGCUGCUCUUCAAAGACAUCCGAGGGAACCUGAACACGCGACUGAAGAAGCUGGACGAGAAGGACGACUACGCCGCCAUCGUCCUGGCCGCCGCCGGCCUCAGGAGGAUGGGCUGGGACAACCGGAUCGGUCAGAUCCUCAGGCCUGAAGACUGCAUGUACGCCGUGGGCCAGGGGGCUCUGGCGGUGGAGGUUCGGGCCAGAGACGCCGACAUCCUGGAGAUGGUGUCGGUCCUUCACGACCCGGAGACCGUGCUGCGCUGCAUCGCUGAGAGGGCGUUCCUCAGACAGCUGGAGGGCGGGUGCAGCGUUCCGGUGGCCGUACACACUGAAGUGAAGAACUCGCAGCUCUACCUGACGGGGGCCGUGUUCAGCCUGGACGGGUCGGACAGUCUGAAGGACACGAUGCAGACGAGCGUCGCUGCUGACGACAAGAGCUCGGACGCGGUGGACGAGCGGGUCCAGCGGGUCGGCGUCACGGCCUCCGGGCUCCCGGGCGGCGCCCAGGACGGCGCCGAGCGGCUGGGCCUGGACCUGGCCAACCUCCUGCUGAGCAAAGGAGCCAAGGAGAUCCUCACGGUGGCCCGGCAGCUCAACGACGCCAGAUAAUCCGGGGGGGGGGGGCAAAGCAGUCGGACUCCUCAGAACCUCUCAGAAACGUCUCCACGUGGAGAAGAACCUCACUGAUAUCAAACAUGACGAGACCUUCCACUACAGCUAUAAACUUAUACUAUGAAGUCAUCAGGAUGUCCUUUUCUCUUUUCAUGUCCCUCAGAGGCAAUUGUUACGUUAAAUAACUAAAGUUAGACGACAUGAUGAAAUUCUUUUAAGUUAUAUUUACCAGUAUAAUAAACGGGGUGACCGCCUUUUAAAGGCCUCGCGUAGCUGCGAUAUAUAAAUAUAUCGGUUUAUUCAGUCCAAGUGCCCGCUUCAAAGCCACUGAUUUAAGCUCUCAGAGCAGACCAGGCGCCUGCGUCGGGGUUAAAGGUCACGUUCACUAACUGACCGGUGGACAAUGAACUAGUUCUGAGAGGUCAGAGGAGUCUGGGUCAUUGAAGCCCUGAUGCAGUACUUUCUGUUUGAUCCAAACUCCGUGUAGUAACAUCACUUCCUUUAACUCUCAGUCUUAACUAUGAAUUUGUUUCAUUUAGAGCGUCCAUAUCUUUAAAAUCACAUGAUUAAAUGACCUUUUUCUCAGGUUGUAGUUCCUUUUAUGCUUUUGAGAUAUGGGUGAUGACUUAUGAGACGCUCUCAUAAUUAGAAAAUACACAAGUCAUAAUAAGUUCAUCCAGUUAUUUGAAAUCAUUUACUUUAUUUGAAAUUAUAAAGCGCCGCUACAAUGUUUUACUCAUGACGUCAAUGAGUUGUCUUCUUUUUUCAUGUUUUUCUGCCUUACAAAAAAUCCUCUUCAUUCUGCGCCGCCAUAUUGUACUACUUUUAUUUUAUAGGUCUUUAUUGUACAUCAUGUUUAAUUUAAACCUCCUCAGACAAUGUGAGGAAGCGUCGGUCAUAUUUGAUUUUCAGUUUUAAUGUCAGUUAUGAAUUAACAUUGUACUCAAAGUGCCUUUGUUUUGCCUCAUAUUUGUCAAAUUAAAACUAUUGAUGUCAGAAGCGUUAAUAAAGCUCUGUGUGCCAAUCCCAUGUUUUGUUAUGAAUUAUAUAUCUAUGCAUGUUGCUCAUACAUCUUAAACUUCAUUUCUGAUGUGAAAAAAGAAACGGAAGAAGUUUAUCCAUCUUAACGGCAAAGAUGACCUUAGAUCACCUUAAACACCUCCUACCGUGGGGAGAAAUGACA
Molecule: messenger RNA, 3470 nt
Organism: Pungitius pungitius (ninespine stickleback)
Lineage: Eukaryota; Metazoa; Chordata; Actinopteri; Perciformes; Gasterosteidae
Product: porphobilinogen deaminase-like
Exons: 14
Coding region: 1208-2284 (358 amino acids)
Biological process (GO): heme biosynthetic process
Cellular component (GO): cytoplasm
Molecular function (GO): hydroxymethylbilane synthase activity
Source: RefSeq, a predicted model, not a curated record